CCCACCAACGCCACUUCUCCUUCAUCACCGAAUCUCGUAUACCCAUUUUUGAUGUCUUUCUUUUCUUUUCAAUUGCUUUAAUUUCCUUUUGCAUAGUGCUCUUGAAAGGCUCAUUUUCUAUACGUAUAUUUUUAUCACCAAAUAAUUCCCUUCCGGCACUCCUCGCACCAGAGACUAUCCGCCGCCGCAUCACCCAUCCGUCCAUCCAUCAAGCUUCACCUCCCAUAGCCACACAACCAUGGCGUUUCCGUUUCAUAUCCAGGAGCAUAUCCUCGACGGAGCUCAUAUGCGCGAAUACGCCUGCGCGACGGCCAACUCGCAAGAAGACAUCCUCUCGCUGCACGUCAAGCAGUACACUCCCAUCGACAAUCCUCAUCCGCAAAAGGGCGACAUCACCGUCAUCGGCGCCCAUGCCAAUGGCUUCCCUAAGGAAAUGUAUGAGCCUCUCUGGUCUGACCUCUACCACCAACUCAAGCAAGGCGGCGUCCACAUCCGAUCCAUUUGCACCAUUGACGCAGCGUGGCAGGGACAGAGCGGCCUGCUUAACAGCGGCAAGCUCGGAAACGACCCCAGCUGGCUCGACUACUCAAGAGACAUCUACCAAGUCAUCGGCGCCCUCCGCCUCCCACAGCCUCUUGUGGCCGUAGGCCAUUCCUUUGGCGGCGCCGCCCUCGUCAACACAUCGCUUAUGAACCCGCGACUCUUCACAUCCAUUAUCCUGCUGGAUCCUGUCAUUGAGGUCAUCAAUGGACCCAGCGCUGGAACCCUCGUAAACAAGCGGAGUCCUGUCGCCAUGAGCGUGUUUCGUCGCGACACCUGGCCAUCAAGAGUGGAGGCCGAAAAGUCAUUUAGCAAGAACGCCUUUUACCAGUCCUGGGACCCCCGCGCUCUGCAGCUCUGGCUUGAAUAUGGUCUGACAGAUACACAAGACGGCAAGGUUGCAUUAACAACCUCCAAACACCAAGAAGUCCGCACCUUUGUUCGAUCCUCCAGCAAAGCAUUCAACGCCGACGGUUCCAAAAUCAUUGAUCCACGACGGAUUCCUGACGCAGACCCCAAUCACCCGCAGACUCAGAUCUCUUGGCCUGUGUAUAGACCGGAGAGCUCGACCACUUGGGACCAUCUGCCCCGCGUGCGGCCGACAGUUCUCUACAUAUUUGGUGGUCAAUCGAAUAUUGGCAACAGAGCAUCACGAAAUAAAAAGGUCUUCCAUACUGGCACAGGUAUAGGUGGUAGUGGCGGUGUUACCGUUGGCAAAGUAAAGCAGGUCGUCGGCGAGGAGUACGGCCACUUGAUCCCCAUGGAAAAUCCAAAGUUGUGUGCAGACGCAGCAGCAUCCUGGAUCGUGCAGCACCUCCCGUCGUGGCAAGCAGAAGAUACGGAAUUCCAAGAAUUCGCAAAGCAGCCGGCGCAGGUAAAGUCAUUCAUGGGCCAGGAUAUCUUUGACUUUUUCAGUAAGACAAGACAAAGCAAACUAUAGAUAGACCAGAUACACUGUACAUAUGCGCUUGGAAUCGUUUAUAAACCAGUAUAUAUUUGUCAAUUCCAAUUAAAGCACACAAUAUGGUAGCUAAGUUGUAAUCCCUUUUCUCUUCUGUCCAUUUGAACCCUUACAAUGCUUGUACCUUGCCAUUCUAACAGUUUCAUUCAAAUCAACUUUCUUUGAAGCAAUCCCGUUCCAAAUUCUUCCAUUUCCUCGGCUCUUACAUGUUUUGAGACUUUAAAUGUAAUACAUGGAAUCUCGUAGCGCUGGAUGAAUGUUUCGACCGCUAAUGGAUGCCGUAUCAAUAGAGCUUACAGUCUCAGUGUCACCACCGUCAAAAAACUCUGGUCGGUGGGCUCGGGCUCGGGUGCAUACAAUAUCCGCAUAGUAUGCAGGGGGACAAAUCGAUACCGCUUUGGUAGCUCUACCAUAGAGAUAGCAGAGGUCAUGAGUUAGGCGCUCCAGCUCAUUAGCUGCCUGUGCUCCAUAAGUCGGCCCAAAGAUCUCGUCCAGGAUCACCGUGUAGUGUGCAGGACGGGCCGUGCCUUGUAGGGCAUCGUGAGCAGUGAGGAAGAAAUCCCAGUAGCGGGCCUGGGUAAUGCCACGGUCUACCACAGUUCCGUUUUGAAUGUUGCCAGACCUGGACAUUUCGUCUUCCUUGGUCGGAUAGAAACGCGUCUGGUGCCGCUUCACUGAUACUAUAAUAGUGAGUUUGGGCUGCUUUCCGCCACCGUACUUCUUUCGACAAGCUUCACGAAGGAAUGGUAACUCCUCAGAGAUAACUUGGGCAAAUUGUCCUUCGGAUACACCAUCGCGGAAGAAGAUGAUGUUUUCUGGUAGAGCACCAUCGUUGUGCUUUUGCCACAGAUCCAAACGGCUGGCAAACAUGGAUACUAGAACGUCUCCAAGGAGUUCCUGCUUUGAUUCUUGUUCCCAGGAUACCGCUGGCCACUGUCCAAACCCAGAG
Molecule: messenger RNA, 2450 nt
Organism: [Torrubiella] hemipterigena
Lineage: Eukaryota; Fungi; Ascomycota; Sordariomycetes; Hypocreales; Clavicipitaceae
Source: the annotation of a GenBank genome assembly